UACCGGCAGUGUCCUCCAUUUUUAUAUCAUUCAAGUCACUAAUCUUCGGUAAGUCAGCCGCUGCUGUUGUGAAAGAUUGCGCUAGUAGCCUCAUUAUAAUAAAAUAAAAACAAUAUGUUCGUAUCUACAGUUUCACGUCUCGCCCCAGUUGCCAGAAAUGCUAUGCUCACUUCAUCAAGAGCAUACUUGAGGCCAAUUAGUAGUGCAGUCAUUACACAAAGUCAAACUUUGGCUGCCCAAAACACAGCACCAGUUGCAUUACUGCCACAAAUUAGGUCAUUCCAGACCUCACCAGUCACACGUGAUAUUGAUUCCGCUGCCAAAUUCAUUGGUGCUGGAGCAGCUACAGUAGGUGUAGCCGGUUCUGGUGCUGGUAUUGGAACAGUAUUUGGCUCCUUAAUUAUUGGUUAUGCAAGGAAUCCAUCACUUAAACAACAAUUGUUUUCAUAUGCUAUCUUGGGUUUCGCUUUAUCUGAAGCUAUGGGUUUGUUCUGUCUUAUGAUGGCCUUCUUGCUGUUAUUCGCUUUUUAAAUUAUUUUGUGUCUAUUUGAAGACACCACCUAUAAAUUAACUAAUAUUGUUUUUUUAAAAAUUCCAUCAUUGUAAAAAACAAUCUUAAAUAAUUUACUUAUAUUUAAAGUUUAAGUUUAAAAAGGAAAUAUAACUAUAAAACAAAACAA
Molecule: messenger RNA, 680 nt
Organism: Condylostylus longicornis
Lineage: Eukaryota; Metazoa; Arthropoda; Insecta; Diptera; Dolichopodidae
Gene: ATPsynC
Product: ATP synthase lipid-binding protein, mitochondrial
Exons: 4
Coding region: 115-531 (138 amino acids)
Biological process (GO): proton motive force-driven ATP synthesis; proton transmembrane transport
Molecular function (GO): proton transmembrane transporter activity
Source: RefSeq, a predicted model, not a curated record